Rhincodon typus (whale shark) is the source of this 975-nucleotide messenger RNA. RefSeq names its product probable G-protein coupled receptor 139. Gene Ontology annotation, biological process: G protein-coupled receptor signaling pathway. NCBI's taxonomy places the organism in Eukaryota, Metazoa, Chordata, Chondrichthyes, Orectolobiformes, Rhincodontidae. The record is from RefSeq and is a predicted model, not a curated record. The coding region runs from base 1 to 975 and encodes 324 amino acids. Gene Ontology annotation, cellular component: membrane. Gene Ontology annotation, molecular function: G protein-coupled receptor activity. The transcript is spliced from 2 exons.
AUGAGAUAUUCAGUAAUUUAUUUGAUACAAGAUAUUUACUAUCCCAUUCUUGCAGCUGUUGGAGUUCCCACUAACAUGGUUACAAUUGCGAUACUGUCCAGAGGAAAGUGCGGUCUGUCUAAAUGUAUAACUUGCUACCUGGUGGGUAUGGCAGUAGCCGAUCUCCUGGUCAUAAUCAGCGAUCCCAUUUUAAGUUGGAUUGGUGCUAAAUAUUUCCCAGAUUCAUUUCUACAUAUCACUCCAGUGUGCAGUCUCACUGCAGUCCUGGCUUCUGUAGCCACAGUGGUUUCUGUCUGGUUGACAGUUGCUUUUACCUUUGAUCGGUUUGUAGCCAUUUGUUGUGAGAAGCUAAAAAGAAAAUAUUGCACAGUGAAAACGGCAGCGGUGAUUGUAGGAACAGUGAAUGUGCUAAGUUGUUUAGAAUCUGUACCCUGGUAUUUUACAUAUCAGCCACUAUAUAUAGUUGAUAAUAUUCCUUGGUAUUGUCCCUAUACAUCUGCAUUUCUUUUUUCCUCGACAUGGGCGGCAUUUGAAAUGUUUCAUUACAUUUUGACGCCUUGUGUCCCAUUUCUUCUUAUUUUACUACUCAAUGUUCUGACAGUCAGGCGUAUUAUAGUGAGCAGUCGAGUGCGUCAGGGACUCCAGGGUAUCAGCAAAGGAGAAAAUCACAAGGACCCAGAGCUUCAGAACCGAAAGAAAUCCAUUGUUUUACUCUUCAGUAUAUCCAGCAGUUUUAUUCUGUUAUGGAUAACCCGAGUUGUGUAUAACCUUUAUCGACGAAUUACAAUCGUCCGCUUUUAUUAUUCUACCAAUGACCCUCGCCUUAUCACAGAUCGAGUUUCAGUUAUGUUGCAAGCUCUCAGCUCUUGCACUAACACGUGUAUUUAUGUUGUGACUCAGAGUAAAUUCAGAGAAGAACUGAAGAACACGGUGAAAUACCCACUCAAAUCUAUGUUCAAAUUAGUAAAACCAUAA